AUGCCUUUCAAAGAAGAUAAACGUGAUCCAACUCACGUCCCAUUAAUUACUCCUCCAAAUUUACCAAUAGAAAUAAAAAGAGAAAAUGAAUUUGGUACUUUAACUAGUAAAACUUAUUUACAUCAAGUUAAAUCAUUUGAAGGGAAAGAGAUUCCAGAUCCUGUGAUAGACACACCACCUUAUUAUAUUUCAAUCAUAACUUAUGUCAACUAUUUAAUAUUAAUUAUUUUUGGUCAUGUUCAUGAUUUCUUAGGUAUAAGAUUUCAAAAAAAUAAGUACACUGAUUUAAUCGAGAAGGAUGGUAUGGCACCAUGGUAUUCUGUCUUGGAAAGUUUCUAUGUUAGAAGAUUGAAAAAGAGAAUUGACGAUUGUUUUUCUAGGCCAGCUACUGGUGUCCCUGGUAGAUUCAUUACAUGUAUUAAUAGAGUAUCGCAUAAGUUUAAUGAAUACUUCACUUAUCCUGGUACUACAAGAAUGUGUUUGAACCUUUCCUCCUAUAAUUAUCUUGGUUUUGCUCAAAGUGAGGGGAAAUGCACUGAUUAUGCCAUCAAAACCGUUGAGAAAUAUGGUAUCAACCCUGGUGGCCCACGUACUCAAAUUGGCACCACUGAUUUACAUAGGGAGGCUGAACGUUUGAUUGCAAGAUUUGUUGGUAAAGAAGACGCAAUGUUAUUUUCUAUGGGGUAUGGGACAAAUGCAAAUUUCUUUAAUGCAUUCUUAGAUUCUAAAUGUUUAAUUAUCUCCGAUGAAUUAAACCAUACAUCCAUUAGAACAGGUGUUAGAUUAUCGGGUGCCACAGUCCGAGUCUUUAAGCACGGUGAUAUGAAAGGUUUAGAGAAAUUGAUUAGAGAACAGAUCGUUUUGGGCCAACCAAAGACUAAUCGUCCAUGGAAGAAAAUCUUGAUUUGUGUUGAAGGUUUAUUCUCAAUGGAAGGCACGUUAUGUAAUUUGCCCAAAUUAAUUGAAUUAAAGAAGAAAUAUAAAUGCUAUUUGUACGUUGAUGAAGCACAUUCAAUUGGUGCCAUCGGUCCAAAUGGUCGUGGUGUAUGUGAUCUAUUUGGUGUGGAUCCAAAUGAUAUCGAUAUCUUGAUGGGUACUUUAACAAAAUCGUUCGGUGCUGCAGGUGGAUAUAUUGCUUGUGAUAAGUGGAUUAUUGACAGAUUAAGGCUUGAUUUGACUACACCAAAUUAUGCUGAACCAAUGCCUGCACCUGUGUUAGCACAGAUUAUAUCUUCAUUGAAGAUUAUUAUCGGUGAUAUAAACCCAGGUGAAGGACAAGAAAGAUUACAACGUAUUGCAUUCAAUUCACGUUAUUUGAGACUUGGUUUGCAAAGAUUAGGGUUCAUAGUAUAUGGUAAUGCAGAUUCGCCUGUGAUUCCAAUGCUAUUGUAUUGUCCAUCUAAGAUGCCUGCGUUUUCAAGAAUCAUGUUGCAAAGAAACAUCGCUGUUGUUAUUGUAGCAUAUCCAGCCACACCAUUAAUUGAAUCACGUGUCAGAUUCUGUAUGUCUGCAUCAUUGACAAAGGAAGAUAUUGAUUAUGUUUUACGUCACGUCAAUGAGGUUGGCGAGAUGUUAAAUUUAAAAUUAAACUCUGGUAAAUCGAGUUGGGAUGGUAAAGUACAGAGAUGGGACAUUGAAGAAGUUAUCAAGAGAACGCCAGAGGACUGUAAAGAUGAUAAAUAUUUUGUGUGUUAG
This is a messenger RNA of Arxiozyma heterogenica, 1695 nucleotides long. RefSeq names its product serine C-palmitoyltransferase LCB2 (gene LCB2). Gene Ontology annotation, cellular component: serine palmitoyltransferase complex. NCBI's taxonomy places the organism in Eukaryota, Fungi, Ascomycota, Saccharomycetes, Saccharomycetales, Saccharomycetaceae. Gene Ontology annotation, biological process: ceramide biosynthetic process; sphingosine biosynthetic process. Bases 1 to 1695 code for a protein of 564 amino acids. The record is from RefSeq and is a predicted model, not a curated record. Gene Ontology annotation, molecular function: serine C-palmitoyltransferase activity; pyridoxal phosphate binding. The transcript has a single exon.